Molecule: messenger RNA, 1587 nt
Organism: Drosophila eugracilis
Lineage: Eukaryota; Metazoa; Arthropoda; Insecta; Diptera; Drosophilidae
Product: lipase 1
Exons: 4
Coding region: 89-1309 (406 amino acids)
Molecular function (GO): hydrolase activity, acting on ester bonds
Source: RefSeq, a predicted model, not a curated record
GUAGUUCUAGUUAGAAAAACUUUAUGACUUUUGGAAAUUUUGCAUGUUGCAAAUUGCCGCGAUCGAAGUUAAGUUAUAGAAGGAAAUAAUGCUUAGAAACUUUAGUGUAAGGCGCUUGUGUGGCACUUUGAUCUGCCUCAACUUAUUUUGUUAUAUUGUUUCCUGUGACUUGGUUAAGGUUCCCAAAAGCAUUUUGGAGGAUGCAAAUCUGAUAACGCCUGAUCUCAUCAAGAAAUAUGGUUACCCAGCGGAAACUCAUAAGAUCCAAGCAAAGGAUGGCUUUGUCCUUACUGCCCAUAGAAUACCCAAGCCUGGCGGACAACCCGUCCUAAUGGUCCACGGUCUGUUGGACAGUUCGGUGGCCUAUGUGAUAUUGGGACCUGAAAAGUCUUUGGGCUUCUUGCUCAGCGAUUUGGGUUACGAUAUUUGGUUGCUGAAUACCCGAGGAAAUCGAUAUUCGCGGAAGCACAAACUAUACCAUCGUUACCAACCGCAGUUCUGGGAUUUCUCUUUCCAUGAGCUUGGGAUCUACGAUCUACCAGCUGCCGUUGAUUAUGUCCUUGCAAAGAGCAAAGGAUUCGAGCAGAUCCACUAUGUUGGUCACUCCCAGGGUACCACAUCCUUUUUCGUGAUGGGCAGUGAACGGCCUGCCUACAUGAAGAAGAUUAAACUAAUGCAGGCCUUGGCUCCAGUUGCAUUUUGGGACCACAUUGAUUCCCCGAUUAUUCUGACUUUUGUUAAGUACUGGCGACUCCUGGCUUUUAUUGCUAGAUCGCUUGGCAUUCAUGAAUUUCCACCGGAAAAUGAAGUUUGGCGUAGUCUGUUUCAUAAGAUCUGCAGCUUUGCUUUCCAAAACACUUGCACCUACUUCAUCCAAGAAUUAAUGGGCGUGAAUUUCCAACAGUUUAAUGUCAGCCUCGUCCCACUUUUUACUGGGCAUGCUACCUCGGGUUCGUCACUCAAGAGUCUGAUCCACUAUGGCCAAGAGAUCCACAGUGGUGGGUUCUUCAAGUAUGAUUAUGACAAUGCCUGGGAGAAUCGCCGAAGACAUGGAGCCGACACUCCGCCACAGUAUAAACUGCCUAACGUUGACUGCAAGGUAGCACUGUACUAUAGUAAAAAUGAUCGCCUAACUUCGGAUAUUGAUGUUGUACGAUUGCGAGACUCUCUGCCAAAUGUGGUGCAUGAUUACCUGAUCCCUAAUCCCAAGUUCAAUCAUGUGGAUUUUAUUUGGGGUAAUGAUAUUAAGAGUAUGUUGUACGAUCGUAUGCUGGAUGUUAUGAAGAGGGUGGAUAAUGGGGAGUUGUAGGUUAGAUUUUAAGGAUAUUUAAGUGAACCAAAAACCAAAUCAAAGGAAUUUUAAAAACCAACUUUUUCAUCCUAGUCCAGAAAUUAGUUUAAUUUUAAAAAUGUUCUUCAAGGGAUUCAAGUAGUUCAUUUCUAGAAAAUUCUUCUAUAAGAACUGCUUCAUUAAUUAGUUAAUUUAUGUAUGUUAUUAUAAGCCUUUUAAUUUACAGGGCUAGUUUGUUAAUUAGAAACCACUUCUCUUUAAUUAAAAUGCAAACAACUUUUGCAAUGGAAUUUAAA